Messenger RNA from Anolis carolinensis (green anole), 1352 nucleotides. It is a transcript of the gene ndufaf8, whose product is annotated as NADH:ubiquinone oxidoreductase complex assembly factor 8. Bases 94 to 312 code for a protein of 72 amino acids. Gene Ontology annotation, biological process: mitochondrial respiratory chain complex I assembly. The transcript is spliced from 3 exons. Gene Ontology annotation, cellular component: mitochondrion. The record is from RefSeq and is a predicted model, not a curated record. Lineage: Eukaryota; Metazoa; Chordata; Lepidosauria; Squamata; Anolidae.
GGCCAAAGUUAAGCCAAUCGGAAACUAGGGGAUCUCUUGCCGCGGAUGUAGGGCGGGGCCUCUCAGCCACGUCUUCCUGGUCGCCGCGAGGCCAUGCCCAGCCGAGGAGUCUGGGGCCGCGUCCGAGAGAGAAUGGAGCGUUUCCCUGCGCUGCUGGCGAGCUGUGGGGAGCAGGCUUCCGCUUAUGGCAAAUGUGUGGCCACUCAUGCAGUAGGUCCAGGGGACCUGAAAAAGGAUGUGUGUUCCAAGGAAUUUGAGAUGCUGAUGGACUGCUUCACCAAGGCUGCAAAGAGGAAUAAAAUAAAGCCUUGAAGUGGACACUGUCUGGCGACGAACAUUUAUAGUUGUUUUUGGAACAAAAGUAUGCAGCGCUUGGUUCAUCUAUCAUCUAUCAAGGAGAUAGAUCCAGAAGGUGAAUAGUGCACAAUACACAGAAUUUUAUAUUUUUAACCUAUGUAUGUAAACAAGCACUGCCCGGAAAAAUGAUUUUCUAAUGAAUUUUGACUUAGAGAGUAAACAUGUUUUGACAGUACAGUCUAUAUGUGGAUUGGAAAAAGUGCAGAGACGAAGGACUUCUUAAGCAGAAGGAUGGAAUGUACUGGAAAACCAUUUAACCCAGCCUUUUGCACUGGGCAAAGGGAUAUUUAUAAUCGAUUGCAGUAGUAAACAAGCAGCCUUCUCCCUUAAGAGCCAGUGUUUGUAGAAUGAUUCAAUUAGCUACUAACAUCAAUUUUGCCCUGAGGAUUUACCCCUUACUCUACUCCUUAUAAGAACAAAAUUCAAAGUAGGGCACUUCAACUAGAGUUUUGCUUAAACUAGCUAAUAUUGUUAAUUCCAGUUCUGGAAGAUUUGGAGCAAAGGAGAGAAAGCCCAGGGUAUCUGGCUUCUCUAAUAAACCUGGUUAAUUUAUGUAAGAAUAUCAAUUCAGUUGUGGCAUGUAAAAAUAAUACAUAUUUUGAACCCUGCCGUGUUGAGGAAUCUCCAAUUCUGAAUGUCUGAUUUCCCUUCUGAACAUGGAUUUUCUAAUUGAAGCUUUGGAAAAAAAAUCUCAUCAGCGAAACUGCCUACGGAGAGGGAAGUUUUAUAGGCCAAGGUUGUUAAACAGCUUGGGAAUCUGCCCAAGAGAGCUAUAGUGCAGCAUUCUGGCUCCUGCUGACCCAAGAUUGCCAUCACCAUCUUCUUAGUCAUAAGACCACAGUGUUGCUAAGAUUCUUAGGCAAAUCAUAUAGGAUUGCUCAAGAUCGGGAGUCAAAUAUCACAUAGAUGCAUCUUUUGACUAGACUUCAUCUCAUUGAAUGUAGGUUCUUUGGCUGUUUUUGUGGAUGGAUGUCAAUAAAAGUAUUAAAAUGUCA